This is a messenger RNA of Trematosphaeria pertusa, 2610 nucleotides long. RefSeq names its product DUF1212-domain-containing protein. The transcript has a single exon. The record is from RefSeq and is a predicted model, not a curated record. The coding region runs from base 1 to 2610 and encodes 869 amino acids. NCBI's taxonomy places the organism in Eukaryota, Fungi, Ascomycota, Dothideomycetes, Pleosporales, Trematosphaeriaceae. Gene Ontology annotation, biological process: transmembrane transport. Gene Ontology annotation, molecular function: transmembrane transporter activity.
AUGGCCUCAGGACGAAAGCGCGUCGGAUUCACGCCUGAAGCAGUCACCCAGUCUCCUGAAGGCGAAACCUCCUCUGGAGGCCACAAUACUCCCCUACAGCGAUCAGAUGUGUCGCAUGAGGAGCUGGCAAAGUCGGUUCAUAAGGCUCUCGGUUCGUUAUACCCCGCUGGAGACCUUCCGGAGCCCGCAUACAACGUCCAGAAGCCACGGCCGGCGAUUCGGAAACCGUCCCGGACGCCACCCCAAAUCCUCGUGGAAGAAGAGCUCGAAGAGUUCGACGACGAGAAGAAGAGGUCAGGGCUCGAGGCGCAAAAACGAGCUGCCAAGCUGUCGAAAAGCGUCGGGACUUACUCAGCACCCGGUUCACGACGCAACUCCCAAGAGCGCUUGAUUUCUCCGCAGAUUGAGAGAGAUCUCCGCCAUCAAUAUGACUCCUCCGGUGGUGAGACGACUGACGACGACGACGAGCCCGAGCACAUGAGGCAAGCGAGGCAGCUCUACCGCCACCAUACGAUGCGAGCCGCGCCCGCCAUCCGGCCGGAGGACCUGUACCACUCUGAUAUCCUGGCUUCCGGGCAGGUAACACCUAUGCGAGGCGACGUGGAAGUCGAAGAGGAGCACGUUCCUCGCCCCGCCAAGUUCCGUACAGGCGUGCUUGGUACACUGCUCAAGGCUUCAGCCCCAGUGCCUGCGCCUUCUGCCAGGAACACCAAGGUGACUGGCCACGGCCGCAACCCCUCUCACGGUACUCUGAAUACCUUCAGCGACGCUUCCACAGCCGCCAACUCCCCAAGAUCGUCGCCGCCCACAUCAGGGACCUCAACACCUCGCCAUGGAAGACCCUGGUUCGGCAGAAGUGAGGACCGAAACUCCGUGUCAUCAAUCUCCCGCCUAAUAGAAACCUCCUCCAUGCUCGCCACUCCAGCACAGAAGGAUGUGAGCCACGAGAUGGAAGAGCAAUAUAAGAAAGUCCGCCCUGGCAUGGGAAAGCGAACAAAAUCCGACACUUCGAUUGGAUCCGCUUUCAGCAAGCUUACCAAGUCUCGCCGAGAUGACGAGCUCAAAAUCAAGAUACACCUUGCCGGGACACUGGCCCGACAAAACUAUCUUCGAAAAUUGUGCAAAGCGCUCAUGAUGUACGGAGCGCCCACGCAUCGACUGGAAGAGUACAUGAACAUGUCCGCACGUGUCUUGGAGAUCGAGGCCCAGUUCUUGUACAUGCCUGGCUGCAUGAUAAUUGCCUUCGACGACUCUUCGGUGCACACGAGCGAGGUGAAGCUAGUUCGAACUGCUCAAGGCGUCGACCUAGGUAGGCUACGCGACGUUCACGAGAUCUACAAAGAUGUAGUGCACGAUCGAAUCGGAGUAGAAGAAGCCACAACACGCCUUGAGGCUAUCCUAUCGAGGAAACCAAAGUUCGGCGCCUGGCUUAGGGUGCCAAUGUACGGACUCGCCUCAGCUACCGUAGGCCCGUUUGCGUUCCAAGCUAGGCCAAUCGAUCUACCUUUCUGCUUCGUCUUAGGUUGCUUCCUCGGCUGGCUCCAACUUAUCGUUGCUCCGGGAAACGAAAUGAUCAGCAAUGUGUUCGAAAUCGGAGCGGCAGUAAUUACCAGUUUCAUCGCACGGGGCCUUGGGUCGAUACCCGGUAGCGACGGAGAGCCGCUUUUCUGCUUUAGCGCGAUGGCGCAGUCUUCGAUCGCCUUGAUCCUGCCGGGGUUUACAGUGCUUUCGGCGUCGCUGGAGCUCCAGAGCAAACAUAUCGUCGCUGGUUCGGUCCGCAUGGUCUACGCUAUUAUCUACUCGUUGUUCCUGGGCUUCGGGAUUACGAUUGGAACUGUACUAUUUGGCAUGAUGUACAAGGACGCGACUUCGCAGACGCAGUGCAAGGAGCCCAUGUCGAGCCACUGGUACUAUCUCUUCGUCUUGGGCUUCUCGCUCUGCCUCAUGGUCAUCAACCAAGCCAAGUGGAAGCAGAUGCCGGCGAUGCUAGUGAUCGCGUUGAUAGGUUACGUUGUCAACUAUCACUCAUCGCAGUUCUUCACCGGCAAUGCACAAGUCAGCAACACGCUUGGCGCGCUAGCAAUUGGUAUCGCAGCCAACUUACAUGCCCGGUUCGGCCGCCACGUCGAAAAUUGGAGUCUUGACACCUGGGAGACACAUCUACGUCCUCGAUAUGUACGGCUCAGAAAACAGUGGCUUCGUCGCCGCCAUGGCCCUCGCAAGAAGGCACUCUACCAGGCGGAAGAGUAUUCUCACUCCUGCGCCAGCUCUGUGGCCAGCGAUCCAUAUAUCCCCUAUACCCGGAAAAUCGGCUACGGGCUCGCAGCGGCGGCCAUGCUCCCGGCAAUUUUCGUACAGGUCCCUUCUGGCCUGUCAGUACAAGGCUCGUUAGUUUCUGGAAUUACAUCGGCGGAUCAAAUCGUCCACAACACCACCACCGGUGGGGCUACCACAGUCACUGCUACUAGCGCCUCUAGCAUCAAUAGCGUUGCUCUCAACGUGGGUUUCUCGGUGAUUCAGAUCGCUAUUGGCAUCACCGUGGGGCUCUUUCUGGCGGCUCUGUUAGUAUAUCCUCUGGGAAAGAGGAGAAGUGGGCUGUUCAGCUUUUAA